Gossypium raimondii (Peruvian cotton) is the source of this 465-nucleotide messenger RNA. RefSeq lists its product as uncharacterized. The record is from RefSeq and is a predicted model, not a curated record. The transcript has 2 exons. The coding region runs from base 1 to 465 and encodes 154 amino acids. NCBI's taxonomy places the organism in Eukaryota, Viridiplantae, Streptophyta, Magnoliopsida, Malvales, Malvaceae.
AUGAAUACAGACACAGACAAAUAUAUGUUCUUUUCCCUUUUGUUGUUGAGAUCUUUGUCUACCCGCAAUCUCGAGUUCUUGCAUAAUCCGGUUUCUUUGUUCGUGUUGUUUAACGCCAUGCUUAUAUCUGUAACUUUUUCGAGUCAUAAACAAUCUACGAAUGAAGUUGAUGGAGAAUUCACGUAUUUGGGCUCGUCAUGUGAAGUGGGGGCUUCCUUUGAUGAUACUCAACAGUGUGCAGAUAUGGUUGAUGUAUGCAGAGAUGAUACCGGUUGUUCCGACGGCUAUUAUGAAGAUGAUGAUAGUGACAGUGAUGACAAUGAUGGUUGGUUUGCUGAAGGAGACUACAGUGAUGAUUUGCAGCGAAGAAUCGAUGACUUCAUAGCUAAGGUCAAUAAUGGAUGGAGGGAAGAAUGGUUAAAUGAAAAAGAUGAUCCGAUAACUGAAUGGUCUGAGUCGAGUUAA